This is a messenger RNA of Engraulis encrasicolus (European anchovy), 1539 nucleotides long. It is a transcript of the gene nectin1a, whose product is annotated as nectin cell adhesion molecule 1a. The transcript has 7 exons. Lineage: Eukaryota; Metazoa; Chordata; Actinopteri; Clupeiformes; Engraulidae. Gene Ontology annotation, biological process: protein localization to cell junction; heterophilic cell-cell adhesion; homophilic cell-cell adhesion. Bases 1 to 1434 code for a protein of 477 amino acids. The record is from RefSeq and is a predicted model, not a curated record. Gene Ontology annotation, cellular component: adherens junction.
AUGGUGCAGGUGGAUGAGAGUCGUUCGGGCUACGCUGGCUCGCAGGUGGACCUGGGCUGCCAGUUCAUCAACAGUGACCCGCCUGUCAAGAUCUCACAGGUCACCUGGCAGAAGUUCGUCAACGGCUCCAAGCAGAACGUGGCCAUCGCCAACCCGGCACUGGGCGUCUCGGUGCUGCCUCCGUUUAAAGAGCGCGUGCGCUUCAAGAACCCGAUGGUGCGGCGGCCCACACCUUCCCUGGAGGACACCACCAUCACGUUCUUCGCCCUCAGGCUGUCGGACGAGGCCGCCUACAUCUGCGAGUACACCACCUUCCCAGCGGGGAACCGCGAGAACACCGUCAACCUCACCGUAUAUGCCCGCCCCAUGAUUCAGAUGAGCCUAUCGACUCCGGCCAUCGUGGCGGUGCAGACCAAUCAGAAGAUGACGGUGGCCACGUGCGUGUCGGCCAACGGGAAGCCCCCCGGCGUGAUCUCCUGGGACACGGGCCUGGACGGCGAGGAGAACAGCCAGGAGAUCCGCAACCCGGACGGCACCUUCACUGUGCGCAGCGACUACAUCAUGGUGCCCACCAAGCAGAUGCACCAGAGGAAGCUGACCUGCGUCACCACCUACCACAACGAGAAGUACAGCGACAGCGUCACGCUCAACAUACAGUAUGAGCCAGAUGUGACUAUUGAAGGAUAUGAUGGGAACUGGUACCUAAACAGGGACAGUGUGCAGCUCGUGUGCCAAGCUGAUGCCAACCCACCUGUCUCCUUGUACCAGUGGAGAUUCUUGAACGGCUCUAUUCCCGACAACGUGGAGGUGCGCGACAACCUCCUGCUCUUCAAAGGGGCCGUGACCUACGACCUGGCCGGCACGUACCUGUGCGACGCCACCAACAGCAUCGGCACGCGCUCGGCUGCCGUGGAGGUCAACGUGACGGAGUUCCCCUCGUUCCCCCACGAGAUCUCGCAGGGCCAUCAGGGCCUGGGCGCCGCCAUCGGGAUGGUGGCCCUGGGCAGUUCCCUGCUGGUGGUGGCCGUCACCCUGCUGGGCGUGCUCUUCCACCGCCGCCAGCGCACCUUCAAGGGCGACUACAGCACCAAGAAGCACGUGCUGGGCAGCAGCAGCUACCGCAAGGGGGGCAGCCUCCCGCCGUACCCGGCCCUGCCCCAGGUGCUCAUCUGCCCCGAGGAGGACGAUGACGUCAAGAAGGCCCAGAUGUACGGCCGGCCCAUUAGCUUGACCGAGGACAUCCACGAGCUGCAGGACAGCAGGGGCGGCUCGGAGCAGAUGAACAGGUCCUUCAGCGUGGAGAGCGAGGUGGAAGGCUGCGGCUACGGCGAGCAGUGUUUCGCGUUUUACGACGAGAACGAACUGGAGAUGUCGGUGGACAUGGUGCCGCAGAUGGACGGCUCGGUGAUCUCGAAAGAGGAGUGGUAUGUCUGAGAGCAGCCAGGCCAGGGAAGCUAUGUACAGUACAGUUAGAGUUACAGUAGUCCCCGAGGCUAAAUAAUCUCAUCAAGUCACGGCCAACGCCUCACUUUCAGCCAC